AGACACGAGUUUCUGUCGUCCUCAUUGUUCUCCGGUUGAAUUCAUUCAUAGCUGCAGGCAGAAUGGAGGACAUGCAACCAGACACUAAACCCAAACCGGAGCCUGGAAACCAAGACGAGCAGGAAGAUGGAAUGCGUCGCCGACUGAGGGACAGGGACCUGCUCAGGAAGAGGAAGGCCGAGGCAGAAGAGAAGGAAACUAACCAGUGGGUUUUGGGGGCGGAGAGCCAAAGGAAGAGAUCAAGAGCUGAGACCAAGAGCGGCCCGACAAGGAGAGGGCGGCCCAGGAAGGUUGAGCUGGUACCAACGGUCCUGGACGAGGCCGCUGGUGGGAUCCAGGAGACCCCGGCAGUGGUGGUGGCCCCCGAACCUGCUGCGGCGUUCAUCUCAGACCAGAUCUACGAGGCUCUGGCCUCCAUCCAGGCUGUGGAGCCCCAACCAGCUCCUCCUGCACCGACGCUGCAAACCGUUGUUUUCCAGUCGGCCGUGGGUCCGUCUUCAGAUCCUGCUUCGUCUCAAGACCCCGUCCCAGAAACGGGUCUGGCUCCUCCCCAGUUGGAGACCCUCUACAUGGAGCCACAAGACCAGGAGGCCCCUGAGCAGGUGCUGAUUGAGGACUUGGGGCCAGAUGAGGAGGAAGAAGAACCUCUGGCAGAAGGCAGAAGAAACGAUGAAGGUCUGAGUGGAAGUCUGCUGAUCGACGUUCCCGAACAAAUCAAAAUGAAUUCUGUUCCAGCAGCGUGCGCUCCUCUCCUGCCUCAGGAAUACUUUGCAGAAAACUCGUUGUAGAUUUGAAUCAGCUCAGAAGACGAGAAGGUCUCGCGCUGCGUCUCAGAUUUAUUUCAUUCACCGGAGA
Nematolebias whitei (Rio pearlfish) is the source of this 855-nucleotide messenger RNA. It is a transcript of the gene hemgn, whose product is annotated as hemogen. The transcript is spliced from 4 exons. The record is from RefSeq and is a predicted model, not a curated record. Lineage: Eukaryota; Metazoa; Chordata; Actinopteri; Cyprinodontiformes; Rivulidae. The coding region runs from base 63 to 788 and encodes 241 amino acids.